CACUAACAGGAACAUCACAGCAAGUGCUCAGGAAGCCCAGUGCAGCUCUACACUGCAGCUAAGCAAAUCAACCAUACUAUCAGGAAGGAUUUCCAAAAAAGGAAAACAUUGGUUUGCAGUCAAGAUGAAGUGUAUACUUAUGCUGCUGUUGACAUGCGCCCUACACUUUACUGAAACAACUAAAAUCCCUUGGAGAAAAGACACUUCUGCUCGAGAAAAGGAUAAGUGCAUACUUGACAGAAGCGAGAAGAGCAAGAACGAAGUGUCAGUGACAGUCAAUGGACUGAAAUGUUUACCAUGGAAUAUAUUAUCAAGCAAAUACCCCUCCUUCAGGAACUGCUAUCAUAACAACUGCAGGAAUCCAGACAACAGGAUUCAGCCAUGGUGCUUUGUGAAGAGAAGAAACCGUUAUAUUCGGCAAUACUGUGACAUUUCCCUGAGGGAAUUGAAACCAACCACCAUGAGUCCACCCACAUCUGACCCACCUAAGCAGGACACAGAAUCGACGUGUGGGGAGCGACGCUUGAACCGCCUUACAAAGAUUAUAGGAGGAUCAAGGUCAACUGUUGAGUCACAGCCUUGGAUUGCAGCUAUCUUCAAAGGAGAGGGAUUCAUUUGUGGAGGAACUCUUAUUUCCCCAUGCUGGAUCCUCACUGCAGCCCACUGCUUCCCUGACGGUAAGAGAACACGCAUAAUGAGAUACUCGGUCUAUCUGGGAAAGAAUGCCAUCAAUGAAACAGACACUGUCAAAGAGCAGCGGUUCAACGUGAGCAAACUUGUGAUCCAUGAGGACUACGAUUACAAAGUUGAAGACUUCAAUAACGACAUUGCUCUUUUGAAGAUAGAGGGCAGCAACGGACAAUGUGCAGUGCAGACAUCUUCUGUGAGGACUGCAUGUCUUCCCCCUUUCCAGCAGAUGCUUCCCACAGGAUUCUACUGUGAGAUUGUUGGCUAUGGAAGACAGGGUGGCUUUGAGUACUCUCGAUAUCUGAAACAAGCUCAAGUGAGGCUUAUUUCCCAGAAUGAUUGCCAGAAUAAGUAUUACAGCAAGGAUGAGGUCAAGGAAAACAUGUUGUGUGCAGCUGGUAGAGACUGGGACGAAGAUGCUUGCAAGGGCGACUCUGGGGGGCCUCUGGUGUGUGACAUAAAUAACACCAUGUUCCUGUUUGGUAUCAUCAGCUGGGGAAAAGACUGUGGAAAAAAGUUUAACCCAGGAGUUUACACAAAAGUCAGCAAUUACAAUAACUGGAUCUCACAGCAUACUAGUUUGCCCAAGAAAUACACAGCAGGUUCCAGGUAUCCACAAAAGGAUUAAUUAUGACAGGGUCACUUUACACAAGAAAUGUGAGCAGUGUUCAGAUGCUUAGCCACUCAGGGUAGAAUACGUGCCAAUUAUUUAGACUAUUUAGAUUAUAUAUGGCAGCUACUGUAUUUGAUAGGAAACAUUUUUGAUAGUGUUAUAAUAACCUUGCCUGAUUUACUGAAUAGUGAUACCAGUGUUUAGGUGUAUGAAGGAUAUAAUGAGGAUCUAUGUUCAGCUUUUGAGAACUUCAGAUAAUGUAUUUUGUCUUUUUGUAUCUUUUCCAAACAAGUUGGUCUAGAUGUAAAUGACAUGGACACUGGUCCAGUUAGUAGCAGCAGCUAUAUAUACAUAGAAGGAGAAGUGUUUCAGAAUGGUAGAUUUUUACAUUUAUUACAAAUAUGUUUUAUUGUUGCUUUUUAUUAUACACUAUUUAAUAUUUAAUUUAUUGCAAUUACAUAUAUAUGACAAAUGUAUUUAUUUAUUUUUACAUAUGUAGCUGAUUGUAAACCACUUACCUUAAUACAAAAGUGUCCUUCUUUCCAUUUUUAUGACACACCAUUGUAUUAAGACACAUUUUAUUUUAUAUUAAACUUAAUUCAAAUCUC
Puntigrus tetrazona (Sumatra barb) is the source of this 1908-nucleotide messenger RNA. It is a transcript of the gene plaua, whose product is annotated as plasminogen activator, urokinase a. The record is from RefSeq and is a predicted model, not a curated record. The coding region runs from base 125 to 1315 and encodes 396 amino acids. Gene Ontology annotation, molecular function: serine-type endopeptidase activity. Lineage: Eukaryota; Metazoa; Chordata; Actinopteri; Cypriniformes; Cyprinidae. Gene Ontology annotation, biological process: regulation of cell adhesion mediated by integrin; plasminogen activation. The transcript is spliced from 11 exons.